This is a messenger RNA of Pyricularia pennisetigena, 1692 nucleotides long. RefSeq lists its product as uncharacterized. The transcript has a single exon. Gene Ontology annotation, biological process: mRNA processing; spliceosomal complex assembly; protein deubiquitination. The coding region runs from base 1 to 1692 and encodes 563 amino acids. The record is from RefSeq and is a predicted model, not a curated record. Lineage: Eukaryota; Fungi; Ascomycota; Sordariomycetes; Magnaporthales; Pyriculariaceae. Gene Ontology annotation, molecular function: cysteine-type deubiquitinase activity; zinc ion binding.
AUGGCGACAGCCGCCAGGAAAAGGAAUGCAUCAGAGGCGCUAGAGGAAUUGACCGGCGUCGACUCGCCAGCAUCCAAAAAAUCUCGGCUCGACAACGACGAUGAUACGGACCUUGAGGCAGGGUCUAGGGAACAAGUGCCGGAAUCAAGGCAAGUAUUGGAAAACGGCAAUGGCAACGACAGCACAAACGACAAUGGCACCAAGGCCGAAGCAAACGAGUUCGACGACGACGACGACGAUGAGAGCCCAGUAGCAACAGUAGCGCCAUUGAGACAGUCCGCCCCUACUGCAGGCUACGACGAUCUAUACCUAGACACGGUUGACCGCAACGUGCUCGACUUUGACUUUGAGAAGCUCUGCUCGGUCAGCCUAUCCAACAUCAACGUCUACGCCUGCCUGGUAUGCGGCAAGUACUAUCAGGGCCGAGGCCCCAAGUCACACGCCUACUUCCACGCACUCGACGAGAACCACCACGUUUUCAUCAACAUGCAGACGCAAAAGGUCUACGUCCUGCCCGAGGGCUACGAGGUGCGCAGCUCGUCUCUGGACGACGUCAAGUACGUCUCGGACCCGCGCUACACCAGGGACGAGGUGGCGCGGCUCGACAGGCCCGGCAAGGCGCCGACGGCGCGCACGCUCGCGGGCAAGGAGUACGCGCCGGGAUUCGUGGGCAUGAACAACAUCAAGGAGAACGACUACCUCAACGUCGUGGUCCAGGCGCUGGCGCACGUGCCGCCGCUGCGCAACUUUUUCCUACUCGAGGACCUGUCGCAGAGCCAGAGCGAGCUGGUCCGGCGAACGGCGACGCUCUUCCGCAAGAUCUGGAAUCCGCGCGCGUUCAAGGCGCACGUAUCGCCCCACGAGCUGCUACAGGAGGUCUCGCUGCGGUCCAACAAGCGCUUCACCCUGACGGCGCAGUCUGACCCCGUCGACUUUUUGUCCUGGUUCCUCAACAACCUCCACCUCGGCCUCGGCGGCUCCCGCACCAAGCCCGGGAGCAGCAUAGUCCAGCGCGUGUUUCAGGGCAAGGUCAAGGUCGAGUCGCAGGCCAUCACGGCCAAGGCCGACGCCGACGACCGGCUGCGCUUCGAGGACGCAGAGGUCAAGGUGGACAUGUCGCGCUUCCUGCUGCUGACGCUCGACCUGCCGCCCGCGCCGCUGUUCCAGGACGACGACGAGGAGCGCAGCAUCAUCCCGCAGGUAGCCCUCACCACCAUCAUGGCAAAGUACGACGGCGUCUCGGCCCAGGAGCACAUGAACCACCGCCGCCGGUACCGCCUCAUGCACCCACUGCCGCCCUACCUGAUCCUGCACGUCAAGCGCUUCAGCCAGAACAAGUUUGUGUCGGAGCGCAACCCGACCAUCGUCACCUUUGAUCCGGAGACGCUCGACGUCUCCCCUUAUGUGGAGCCCGACCCGAACCACCACCCGGCGACGGGCGAGCCCAUAAUCUACGAGCUUAUCGCAAACGUCGUCCACGAGGCCGUCAAGGCAAAGGAUGACGUUGCCGACUCGAGCGAGGAGCGCAAGACGUGGAAGGUCCAGCUGAGGGAUCGCGCCAGGGACGAGUGGAUCGUCUGCCAGGACCUCUUUGUCGACAAGAUCCGCGGGGAGCUGCUGUAUCUCGGCGAGACGUACCUUCAGGUUUGGGAAAGGAAGAGGGAUCCAAAGAGGAAAGGAAAGGCAGUGUAG